Oncorhynchus gorbuscha (pink salmon) is the source of this 318-nucleotide messenger RNA. Its product is annotated as stromal interaction molecule 2-like. Gene Ontology annotation, molecular function: protein binding; calcium channel regulator activity; calcium ion binding. The record is from RefSeq and is a predicted model, not a curated record. Gene Ontology annotation, cellular component: endoplasmic reticulum; plasma membrane. Gene Ontology annotation, biological process: store-operated calcium entry; activation of store-operated calcium channel activity; intracellular calcium ion homeostasis. Bases 1 to 318 code for a protein of 105 amino acids. NCBI's taxonomy places the organism in Eukaryota, Metazoa, Chordata, Actinopteri, Salmoniformes, Salmonidae. The transcript has 3 exons.
AUGGGAGAGAGGGUAAAUGGAAGAAGCAAAUGUCAAUUUCAGUCUCUGUCUGCAGUUCAUAACUGGACGACGGAGGACACAGUCCAGUGGCUGAAGGAAUCUGUGGAGCUGCCUCAGUACGAGACGAGCUUCAGAGAGUUCCGGAUCAAUGGAAACACUCUGCCUCGAUUGGCGGCGAACGAACCGUCGUUUAUGUCGGGUCAGCUGAAGAUAUUAGACCAGCGACACAAACAGAAACUCAAUCUCAAAGCACUAGAUGCUGUGCUCUUCGGCCCUCCCUCACGUCCGCAACACAACUGGUUGAAGGACUUGUGUUGA